GCUGCUCCUGCCCUGAGGGCCCGGCCCGGCCCGGCCCGCGCCGCCAUGCUGUGCCACGGCGACGGCCUGCUGGGCGCCUUCACGGUGCUGCUGGGCACGACGCUGGCGCUGAGCCGCAGCCCGGCACUGGCCUGCCUGCUCGCGGCCGGCCUCUACCUGGUGCUGCACCUCUUCAGCCUGGAGCCCGCGGCGCCGCAGCGGGCGCAGCGCCUCGUGCGGCCCCGUGGCGCCGCGGCCCGCAUCGCCCACCGCGGCGGCGCGCACGACGCGCCCGAGAACACGCUGGCGGCCAUCCGACAGGCAGCUGAGAAUGGAGCAACAGGAGUUGAGCUGGAUCUUGAAUUUACUGCGGAUGGUGUUCCUAUUCUAAUGCAUGAUGAAACAGUAGAAAGGACAACUGAUGGGUCUGGAAGAUUGUGUGACUUGACCUUUGAUGAAGUCAGAAGGCUUAACCCAGCUGCGAAACAUAGGCUAUGGAGCAAAUUCCAGGGUGAAAAAGUACCAACUCUAAAAGAAGCUGUUGUGGAGUCUAUGCAACACAAUCUUAUAAUCUACUUUGAUGUCAAAGGCCAUACAAACCAGGCAGUUGAUGCUCUAAAACAACUCUACCUGGAAUUUCCUCGUUUGUAUAACAACAGCGUAGUCUGUUCUUUCAUGCCAGAUGUUGUUUAUAAGAUGAGACAAGCUGAUAGAAAUGUUGUAACAGCACUAACACACAGGCCCUGGCAUUUGAGUCACCUUGGAAAUGGGACACCUCGUUUCGAUUCCUUCUGGAAACAUUACUGGUAUAUGAUGAUGGAUAUCGUUCUAGAUUGGAGCCUCCACAGUUUCUUGUGGCGAUUAUGUGGGGUUUCAGCCUUCCUCAUACAGAAAAAUUUUGUUUCUCAAGAGUAUGUAAGGCACUGGUCUUCAAAAGGAAUUGAAGUGGUUGCCUGGACAGUGAACACAUUUGCAGAAAAAAGAUACUAUGAAACAGUCCUCGAAGCCAGCUACAUGACAGACAGCUUAGUGGAAGACUGUGGUCCUCACUACUAGACCCGUGCUUUGUAGGACGCUCAGCAAUUUAAACGGGCCAUCUUAUUCUGGCAGGUCUGAAUUUACCAUCAAGAGGGUAUACCAUAAUGCAGAUGGGACUGCUAAUGAUAGUUCUGGGGAAGGGAAGGGAAGAGCAGUGGUUUACUUCUACUGUUUGUUUAGAUUUUGAAUGCAGGAAAACCCUCUGUUGCAACACUGGAUAAAACUAAGGUGCAAACGUUAUUAUACACACUGAGUCUGUGUAAAUCUGAGGAAAUCGCAGUGUAAGGUACAAGGAUGAGUUUUGACAAGCUAACUAGAUAUCAAUGGAUUGCUUUAUGAUUCUCAGACUAUUCCUUUGCUUUGCUUAAAUCUUGGUUAUAAAGCCAAAUCAGCAUUUUUUUGUGGCAUAGUUUAAAAUUAUACCUUCAUUCUAGUAAUUUAAACAAUCUGUCCUACAACUAUGUAAUAAUUUGAGGUGUAUCUGUGGCAUCUUAAAAGCAUCAAUACUGCUGUUCUUAGAACAGAACCUGGAAAUAAUAAUGCCAAAGUAGAGGCAUUACUACAUGGAAAGAUGGCCAUGUUGUAUCCUGACAAGGAAAUAAAAGCCAGCUUCCCGUGUUCAGUGCAAAGACUAUGAGCAUUAAAGGUUAAAACUUCAGCACCUUCUUACCUUCCGGCCUUUUUAAGAGAAGUAAGGCAGGACAGAAGAUUAUUCCUUCCAUGUAUUUUUUGAAAGCAAGCUAUGUAUUGACUGGUGCUAGCUGAAGAAAAAAUAAAGCUGAAAUGCUUUUGUUUGCACGAUCAAAGUACAAAGGUAUGUGGGAAUCCGCCAUCCAAAUUUAAAUUGAAAGCAAGAGAAUCUGCAGCUACAAUAAGCAAAUACUUUUUGUACUCUUGAGUACUGUAUAUUUUAUCACCUGCUUAUCAGCAGAUUGAUGUGGUAUCUGAAAAUUUGUGCAAGAAAAGUUGCUUGAUGUUUUUUCUAAUGUGUAAAACUCUUUUCCCAUUACAGCAACAAUCAACUUGCCAUGAGCAAUUUCAGCUCUGUUCUGGAAAAAGCUGGUAGUUAGAGAAUAUUGUCAAGGCUAGCAAGAGCAGAAAUGAAACCACCUUUUCUUUUGCCCCAAUUAAAACAUGCCCAAAUUUCUGGGUUAGUGGCAGGUGAAAUACCUCUCCCCACUCAGACAGUGAGGCAAUACUCUUGAAUGCAGUUGGCAGUGAUGUUGCAAAUUGCUUAGUACGUUCCAUGCUUCAGAAAUUCUUGCUUUCCAAUCUGGUGGUCUUUUUUUACUGUGAAUAUUGUUUAUUUGCUACAGCACUUACUCUCUCCUGGAAGAGAGCACUGAAGAGUGCAAUUACGAUCCAAUUAGUUGAUGAAAAGAGCAUCGAUUAGGUUCUGGAAAUAAAUAACUUUAUAUGCUACCGCAGAUGUGAACAGGGUUGCUGUAGAUGGGGCCAAAUGGACAUUGACAGCAAUAGCUAUUACGAACAUUUUCUGAAGCAAUUAAUUUGUUACUCGUGUAUCCAGGUGCCAGGAUUUUUAGUCAAAGAGUGCUACUUUCUGCAAAGGGUGGAUGAUUUUUCUCUGGAAUCUCAAAUAUUUAGUAGAAAUUCAGUAGUAAGGAGGAAUAGCAGACUCGCUGAAGGGGAUUAUGAGAGCCCUUUCUCCUUGUGUCACUCUUCUACCAUGUACUGCAGAACCAAUGAUCCUCCUCUCAACCUUUUGGUGCACAUCCUGUGUCAAAUCCAUGUACACUGCUGUGUCCUGCAGCCAGCUCUCGUGCCUCUGGAGCGGAAGAGCCUCCUGACAAACGUCCCUCACUCCAAAGUUCUGUUCUUUUAAUUGCUUCUUGGGUCUUGCCUGUACUGAGCCACCAUCCUCAGUGCUAACCCAAGGCCCAUUCUCAAAUAUUUACUACUAGAUUCCACAGCUAUGUACAGCAAAAUUUAAUAAAAUUGAAUCUUUGGUCUUGCA
Molecule: messenger RNA, 2992 nt
Organism: Rhea pennata
Lineage: Eukaryota; Metazoa; Chordata; Aves; Rheiformes; Rheidae
Gene: GDE1
Product: glycerophosphodiester phosphodiesterase 1
Exons: 6
Coding region: 46-1035 (329 amino acids)
Biological process (GO): ethanolamine metabolic process; N-acylethanolamine metabolic process; phospholipid metabolic process
Cellular component (GO): plasma membrane
Molecular function (GO): glycerophosphodiester phosphodiesterase activity
Source: RefSeq, a predicted model, not a curated record